AUGAGCGAAUCGUUUUUAUCGCUGUAUUCAGACAGUUCAAAUGUUUCUGCAUCUGGAAAGAGUCAACGCAAAUUGAUAGAAAUUGGGUCUCCUACUCUAGAUUCUCUUAGAGGGCUAUCUGUAGAGCCAUCGUCGCAGACUGAUCCUCUAGAGUCAUUUGAUUUCGACCGUUAUAUUGCUCCGUAUGACUUUUCAGAACAAGUAGCGGAGUAUACAGAACAAUCAAAACAAUCGGUUGCGCAAAGAUGUAUUGGAAAUUUACAAAGGAUUGUCGAAAGUAUGGAAAGUGAGACACCAGUAUUAGUAUCCCUGGGUUUAAGCAUAUCCAAAGAGACAUGGAAUGUGAAGAAUUAUACAAUUGAAGAUGAGUUUCCAGUGGAAAAUGUCCCAUUGAAGGUGAAUGUUAUCAAGACACUGAAUAAUACACUAGAUGACUACCUGCGCAAUACUAACCCCCAACGCGUUGAGGUUGUUGCUCGUACAUUGCAGUAUUUGAAUAAGCUUGUGCAAGCGUCCCUGCAAAAGCCAUUGAACGAACAUGCGCCCAAGAGUUCUGGAUCAACGUUCAAUCCGUCGUCGGGAACUUCUAUGGCUCAAUCCAUAGAACCUCUCAGUCGCAGACAAACCCAGAUCGAUAGAAAAUCUCUUUACGUAUCUAAAAGAAUACCCAGCGGAGGAGCAGGAGGGGGAGAUACGAGCUCCAUCUCUAGUUCCAAAACAACAAGCUCUAAAUCGAAACGUAAUAUUUUCCAGAAAAUGAAGGUCAUGUCCCGCUGGUCAGUUCACCAUUCAACGGUAGAAUACCCUGAAACUUCACAUGUCAGCCACGAAUCUACGGUACAAUCUGUCACAACUUCAGUCCUGUCUGUUUCUACUCCCCAAUCCUUCCGUCCCGAAGAAUCCUCCUUCGAUGCAUCAUCAAUUCGCACGACUACCCACACCGGCUCGAAUAAAACUUCUUUCAAGAAGCAGGACAUCAACGAUACCCCAGAAUAUAUCCUCUGGAUUCAAAAACUAACUACCCAAGUACAAAGGCUCCCGCAAACCGCACAAAACGACAUCAUUUUUUCGUUCAUUAACAAAUGCAUUAUCCCAUUCAUAAUAAACGACGGUCACUUGCUCCAAGUCGGACUUGUGAGCCGGUAUAUAUUCUAA
This is a messenger RNA of Kluyveromyces marxianus DMKU3-1042, 1155 nucleotides long. RefSeq lists its product as uncharacterized. NCBI's taxonomy places the organism in Eukaryota, Fungi, Ascomycota, Saccharomycetes, Saccharomycetales, Saccharomycetaceae. Bases 1 to 1155 code for a protein of 384 amino acids. The transcript has a single exon. The record is from RefSeq and is a predicted model, not a curated record.